AUGAAUAGCAGAAGUGUCACAGGGAAUAAAUUCGCAGGGGGCCCCAACUCUUUUGAAAAUAACGACAGUAGAGAAAAUUAUCUAAAGGAAGUGGUGACUCCCUUAGGGGAUGUUUACAUACUUAAUGAAAAAACGAAUGAAAAGUUUAUCAAGGGCACCCAGAGGAGUGACGGCACGUUUAGGAAAACCAUCCGCGUGAGGACGGACUACAUGCCGCAGGAGGAAAACUGCGUAUAUCAAGUGAAGGGGAAAAUACUGGAGCAGCAGAACAAGAGCAGGUUUGCAAGCUCCAGCACGAAGACCUAUGCAGGGGAGAAUCCCCUCGACAGCAGUGCAGCAAGUGCCAAAAAGGUAGUCACAAAUAGCGCUCUGAAAAUUUUUGCGAAUAAAAGCGCAGAGAAGAAAGUGCCCGGGUGGAACCCCAUCAAUGAGAAUGAAAAUGAAAACGAAAACGAAAAAGCGAAGAAUUUAAAAAAGAAGAAAAAGAAGAAGAAGAAAAAAAAGACAGACGGGGAAACAGUUGAGAAUUAA
Plasmodium vivax (malaria parasite P. vivax) is the source of this 531-nucleotide messenger RNA. RefSeq lists its product as hypothetical. Gene Ontology annotation, biological process: exon-exon junction complex disassembly. Gene Ontology annotation, cellular component: exon-exon junction complex; cytoplasm. Gene Ontology annotation, molecular function: RNA binding. The transcript has 2 exons. Lineage: Eukaryota; Apicomplexa; Aconoidasida; Haemosporida; Plasmodiidae. The record is from RefSeq and is a predicted model, not a curated record. Bases 1 to 531 code for a protein of 176 amino acids.